CUGGGUUUGGGACAGCUUUAUGCUUACUCUGGCGCUAACAAGCAAGCAGUUACUAUGGGCCAGGAACUGUGCUUGGCACUGCGAGUGCAAAGAAAGGCAUAAUAGGCACAACAACGCAACACACACACACAGUCCCUGUUCUCAAAUAGCACACAUUCUAACGGGGGAAACGACAUAUAAACAACUGUGUACAAACAAGAUAUAUGCAGGACAAGUGGGAGGGGUUCCGGAGAGCCAGGGAGAGAGAGUGGGUGGGCGGGAAAGACUUACAGAAAGUGAGGUUUGAGCUGAGUGUAAAAGAGAGACAAGGACUUACUGAGUUGAGGGAGGUAAGAGGGGAAAGCAUUCCAGUUAGGGAAAGCCAGUAAAAAAAAGCCUACAACCUAGAGAACAGCAGAUUAGAGAAGAGUUCCAGAAAAAGAGAAUUAUCUACUGUGUUAAAGGCUGGAGAAAGGGUUUUGCUGGGCAUUCCUUAAAAGUGCAUCUUCCCAAGGAGGCUUGUGGAAAAUAUUUACAUCUUUGAAGAAGAAUUGGCUAUAACUCAUAAAAAUGCAAGCCCCCACAGGUCCUACUGCACCUACAGAUGAUACAAAAAAAUCAACUGAUGCAGGACCAGAAGCCCCUCCUUCCUAUGUUUCUCAUUAUCAACCAGGACCUCCUGCACCAGGGGGCUAUCCUGCCACAGGCUAUCCAGUGCCAGGGCCUGGUGGCUAUCCAGGACCAAAUCAGCCAGUUGGCUUCCCUAUGUAUCAUCAGGGUGGUGGCCAACCAAUUGUGUAUCAGCCUGGCGUCAGUGCGAAUCCAAAUCAACCUCCCCAGAUAUCAUGGAUGCCAGGACCACCUCCGCUCCCAAACUGCCCACCUGGUUUGGAAUACCUAGUUCAGCUAGACAAAAUAAUGGUUUACCAGCAGGUUGAAGUUCUGGAAUUGAUGACACGAUUUGAAAGUAAUAACAGAUACGAAGUAAAAAACAGUAUGGGUCAGAUGAUAUACAUGGUGCUUGAGGACACUGAUGACAUCACCAGAAAUUCUUAUAAAUCAUUACGUCCCUUUGUCCUUCGGGUCGUUGACUGCAUGGGACGAGAAAUCAUGAGAAUGCAGAGGCCCUUUAGGUGUACCUGUUGCUGUUUUUGUUGCUCUUGUGCCAUGCAAGAGCUUGAAGUUCAGGCUCCUCCUGGUGUAGCUCUUGGCUAUAUUACCCAACACUGGGGCUGCUGCAGUGCAAAUUUCAGCAUUGAAAAUGAGAAGAAAGAACAUGUGCUGGACAUGGUUGGCCCAUGUUUACCUGAUAGCUGUGGCUCAGACACUUUUUAUGAGAUUCAAUCAUUGGAUAGAAGUAAUAUUGGAAAUAUUCGUAGGCAGUGGCCUGGCUUUCUCCAAGCAUCAGUAGCAGAUGCAGACAACUAUGAAAUCACUUUUCCUUUAGACCUCAACGUCACAAUGAAAGCUAUGGUUUUUGCAGCGUGCUUCCUCAUUGAUUUCAUGUUUUUUGAAAGGCCACCAAGAGCUAGUAGUAGCACCAGCCACCAUCGUGCCCAUCACGCCCAUCGCCACCAUCAGCAUCGACGACGACGACGCUAG
Molecule: messenger RNA, 1581 nt
Organism: Gracilinanus agilis (Agile Gracile Mouse Opossum)
Lineage: Eukaryota; Metazoa; Chordata; Mammalia; Didelphimorphia; Didelphidae
Gene: PLSCR4
Product: phospholipid scramblase 4
Exons: 10
Coding region: 550-1581 (343 amino acids)
Biological process (GO): plasma membrane phospholipid scrambling
Cellular component (GO): plasma membrane
Molecular function (GO): phospholipid scramblase activity
Source: RefSeq, a predicted model, not a curated record